Besnoitia besnoiti is the source of this 669-nucleotide messenger RNA. RefSeq names its product small nuclease. Lineage: Eukaryota; Apicomplexa; Conoidasida; Eucoccidiorida; Sarcocystidae. The transcript has a single exon. The record is from RefSeq and is a predicted model, not a curated record. Bases 1 to 669 code for a protein of 222 amino acids. Gene Ontology annotation, molecular function: 3'-5'-RNA exonuclease activity; nucleic acid binding. Gene Ontology annotation, cellular component: mitochondrion.
AUGGAGCGUGAGUCAGUUUCCGGCGCUUUGCCUGCGCCCUCAGGCUUUAUGACGGUACCAGGAGACGAAGCGGAUCGCGUGGCUCCCCUUCGCACACAAGUUACGGUCACGGAAGACACGAGUGAGCUGGAAGAUCCCAUUGUUUGGAUCGACUGCGAGAUGACAGGGCUGGACCUGGAGACUGACCAGAUUAUCGAAAUUGCGGUCGUCGUGACAGACGGCCAGUGCCGGCGUCGCGUGGCUGGGCCCAACCUCAUCAUUCACGCGAGCGACGAGCUCCUGGACGGCAUGGAUGAAUGGUGCAGAAAAACACACGGACGCUCAGGCCUGACUGAAGCUUGCCGUAAGUCGGCCCUGACGGUGGCUGAGGCUGAGGAUCUGAUUCUCACGUUUGUCCAGAAGCACGUCCCAACUACGCGGAUUGCGCCACUCGGUGGCAACAGCGUCCAUGUGGACAGACAGUUUCUCCUGAAACAAAUGCCAAGACUUGUCGCUCAUCUCAGCUACCGCAUCAUCGACGUUUCGACCUUGAAGGAACUCGCGAUGCGGUGGAAGCCAGAGUUGCCGCUUUUCAAAAAGAGCACAAACCACCGCGCACUCGAAGACAUUCACGGAAGCAUCGACGAACUGCUGUAUUACCGCCAGCGUCUGAUUCGACAUUCAGAAUGA